Scomber japonicus (chub mackerel) is the source of this 837-nucleotide messenger RNA. Its product is annotated as troponin T, fast skeletal muscle isoforms-like. The record is from RefSeq and is a predicted model, not a curated record. Gene Ontology annotation, biological process: sarcomere organization; muscle contraction; regulation of muscle contraction. Gene Ontology annotation, molecular function: troponin C binding; troponin I binding; tropomyosin binding. Lineage: Eukaryota; Metazoa; Chordata; Actinopteri; Scombriformes; Scombridae. Bases 1 to 837 code for a protein of 278 amino acids. Gene Ontology annotation, cellular component: troponin complex. The transcript is spliced from 14 exons.
AUGUCUGACACUGAGGAAGUGUACGAGGCCCAGGAGGAGCUAGUAGAAGUAGAAGUAGCCCCUGAGGCGGAGGCCCAGGUAGAAGCAGAGCCAGAGGUAGAGCCUGAACCAGAGCCAGAACCAGAACCAGAGCCAGAGGAGGAAGACGCCUAUGAAGAGGAAGUGGAUGACGGAGAUCAAGAUGAGGAGAAGCCAAAAGUUAGACACUCCGCUCCGAAGAUGCCCGAUGGCGAGAAAGUAGACUUUGAUGACAUCCAGAAGAAACGUCAAAACAAAGACCUGGUGGAGCUGCAGUCGCUGAUCGAUGCUCACUUCGAGCACAGAAAGCAGGAGGAAGAGGAGCUCAUUGCUCUCAAAGAAAGAAUUGAGAAGCGCCGAGCCGAGCGAGCCGAGAUACAGAGGGUCCGUGCUGAGAAGGAUAAAGAGCGGCAGGCCAGGCGUGAGGCUGAACGGAUCAAAAGAGAGGAGGCCGACGCUCACAGGAAGUUUGAGGAUGACGCCAAGAAGAAGAUAGCACUGACAAGUAUGGGGUCGGGCUACAGCAGCCUCCUGCAACGGGCUGAAGCGAGGAGAGGCAAGAAGCAGACUGAAAGAGAGAAGAAGAAGAAGAUUUUGGCAGAGAGAAUCAAACCUCUGUCCGUCGACAAUCUCAACGAGGACAGUCUGAGGGAAAAGGCGAAGGAGCUGUGGGGCUGGCUGCACGACCUGGAGGCCAUUAAGUACGACUACAACGAGAGGCUCACGAGACAGCGAUAUGAGGUGAUCUCUCUCAGAAACCGCAUCGAUGAGCUGCAGAAACACAGCAAGAAGGGAGCCGCCUCGCGCCGCAGGAAGUGA